ACGGCGGAAGACGCGCAGCGAAGGCCGCCAUCUUGGAUUGGACGCGUACCUCAGCUAGGGAUAUUCCUUAGAUUCGCCUGUAAACCCGGAGGGAAACGUUGCUGGAAAAGCCAAGCCGAGAGCCACAAUGGCCACAGCUCCCUACAACUAUUCCUACAUUUUCAAGUAUAUCAUAAUCGGUGAUAUGGGUGUAGGAAAGUCGUGUUUGCUUCAUCAGUUUACAGAAAAGAAAUUUAUGGCCGACUGUCCCCACACUAUUGGUGUAGAGUUUGGUACGAGAAUAAUUGAGGUGAGCGGUCAAAAGAUCAAGUUACAGAUUUGGGACACAGCGGGACAGGAGCGCUUCCGGGCUGUCACACGCAGCUACUACAGAGGGGCGGCUGGAGCCCUCAUGGUCUAUGACAUCACCCGGAGAAGCACGUACAACCACCUCAGCAGCUGGCUGACAGAUGCCAGGAACCUCACUAAUCCCAACACUGUGAUCAUUCUCAUAGGUAACAAGGCCGAUCUGGAGGCCCAGCGGGAUGUGACAUAUGAAGAGGCCAAGCAGUUUGCAGAAGAAAACGGCCUGUUAUUUCUUGAAGCCAGCGCAAAAACAGGUGAGAACGUGGAGGACGCAUUUCUGGAAGCAGCAAAGAAGAUUUACCAAAACAUUCAGGAUGGCAGCCUUGACCUCAACGCAGCUGAGUCAGGAGUGCAGCAUAAGCCUUCGGCCCCCCAGGGAGGCCGGCUAACCAGCGAACCACAACCCCAGAGGGAAGGAUGCAGCUGCUAAUGAUCGCCAUUACCUCCCUGCACUCGCUUGACCUCCCCCCCCCCCAACUGCCCCCCAUCUCCCUCUGCCCAGGAGCCCUGCCUCACCUCAUCCGUGCAAGCGUGGGGGCCUGGAGCGCCAAAUGAGGCUUGGGCAGUGGCUGUCAGCUCCCCCCGUUUCCAAUUCUCCCCCCCCCCCUCCUUCCAGUAAGCUCCUUAACCCCCAGUCACUGAUUCUGAUUCCCCAUUUGUCUGUCCUCUCCAUCCUGCACAAAGGUCACUGCCCUUGCAACAUGUGACACAGGUGCUUUCCACAGGGUACAGAUAAGUCAACAUAAGAAAAAAGCAGACAUGGACAAAAGUAGAGCCUUUUAAAAAUGUCUAAAUAUAAAUAGUAACGCCACAAGGAUGCAAAAAUGGCUCUUUGUACGAAUUCCUGUGCAGGUUAACUGUUUCAUCAUUCCCAAUUAAAUUAAGUAAGAUUCCAUCUGGCCUAUUUUUUUUUAAGUUUUUUUUGCCUGUUUGCUAAAGGGUAAGGAAGAAGGUUAUGUUUGAUGACUAGGUACAGCUUGGUUCCUCAUUCAGUAUGAAGAAUGAUUCAUCUUUAAUGUUGAAUGAUGUGUGCAUGAUUUCAUGAAACUUGACUCAUGGGUCCAUUCCAGACAUUCAGUGAGGAAGUUGCUGAAUUUGUACUUUACAUUCCAGAAAAGAUUAAAAAUAUUACUGUUUUUCAACAAAAUUAACCAGGGACUGUUAAAUGUGUAUAAAUUGUGUUGUUUUUCUUGAAUGCCAGAUAAAUAUCAUUUUAAGAUGAAAAGUGAAAGUGAGUUGAAAGCAGCUUUAUCAGCCUUUAGUUGUACUGAUCUCCCCUAUAGCCCACUGUACUCUGACCAUCUGUAUAGUGAAAAUGUGAGUAUCCUCUUCAUGCAGUACUUCAUAUCAAUUUGUUUUUAUCUGAGAUGUGUUUUGUUUGCUUUUUUUUAUUAUUUUUGCUGUUCUACGCAAGGAUAUUGAACACAUUUCUUUGAACUAAAUUACUUUUACAUUAAUAUUUAUUGAUACCCUGAUUUUUUUUGAAAAUGUAAGAGAUCCUAGCAUAAGUCCUAAGCAGCCAGCCUGAAAAGGAACAUUUUUGGAGAUGUUUGCAGUUCAUUCACAGGAAGUGUAACUGGAGGCUUUUAUGUUUGAUCUGUCCGCAAUUUAGAGAAGGGGGGGGGUAUUUUCAUAAAUCACUGAUUAAAAUAACUGUUAGGAUCAUCUCUUUCCUGUAUGUUGAUGUUGACUCCAUGGCAACACAUAUUGGCUAGAUUUGUACUGGGUGCUUUGUGCUGGGGGGGGGGUUUUUAAGUGAAAAGGGGUCUGAAUAGACUUGUUAAAGACCAUUGCUAUUAGUUUUAAUUAUGAUCUGCUGUAAUUCUGCCUGUACAGUAACAGGUGAAUGGAAAGCCCUUUGUGUUACACAUCAGGCGAUGUUCCUGGCCACUUCAGUUGCUUGCUGUCCCAUCAUCAUUUUGAGGGGUAAUAGUGUAGAGGAGGACAGAGAAGCAGUGGAGCUUCAGGUCGUCCGUUUUUCAUAUCCAUUAUCAAUGUCAUGGGUUACAACUUGACCAUUUAUGUUCGUAAUUAAAAGCAAAAGGUAAAUAAAUAUAAAAUAAUAGAACCUGGCUAAUCAGUUUAAGUUGGAAAUGGUUUUAAUGAUUGCUCUUGAUUUUAAAUCGUAAUAAAAAGAUUUAGAUUAUGAAAUCAGUAAUAUCACAUUCUCAUUGUGGCUUCCUUUCAAUGUCAUGUUGCCUUCUUGAAUUUAAGUGAAAUUUGCUGCAUUUAAGAAUGGAAAGAAAUGUGAAACAGUUUUACGGGUGUUCCAAGAAUGAAAACGUUUUCAUUAGUGUUACUUCUGCUUCCCACAGUUAUAGAAAUUAACACUUUAUCACUUUCCUGUAAGAAUAAGCCAACUACGUCCAUCUGUAAGUGCAUUAGAAAAGCAAAGUCGUAAAGCAGGCAGUGUUUCCACUCUAAGCAUAGCAGCCUUCUGACAUUAAUUCUUCAUUGGUUACAGCAUUUGUUAUGAAACCAGUAAAUCAUUCAGUUAUGCAUCCGAGUAUAAUUGCAGGGGCAUUUCAGGGCUACAGUUAGGCUAAUGGUAAUUUUAUCAAUAAACAUAAUAUGCAGCUGUAGCACUGGAGUCGAUACAUGUGAUGUAAUCAGUGGCCUGGAGUGUGUGUUGCCAUUUGUUCACUUGUUUUACUUGUUUGAUUAGCUGUUGCCAGAAUGAAAAUGCACAAUUUAACCAAAUAUAUUAGACAAAGUCCUGUUCCUCAGUUUUGUUAAACUAAAAUGCUGUUAGACAAAUACAUUCAAGUGUGUGUGUGUGUGGGGGGGGGGGGGUGGAUGAGAAUGCCAGUUGCAUUUGUGCUAGUAAAAUAUUUUUAUUGAAAUUUACAAAACCAAAAGUAUUUGCAUUGAAUGUAACAUACAUUGAAAAUUUUUAAAAUCAUUCAAAGGUUAAACAAACAAUUAACUAUUGCAUUGCCACCUCUACUCACCUUUUCAAUAUGAUUUGAGCAGUAAAGCAAAAUCCUCCAAGAAGCUGAAUUAAAAGUUCAGUUAAACUCCACAUAUGCUCCAUCCUGCAAGGCACUUAGUGAGAGACUGCAGUGAGAGAAUAAUUACGCCCCCAGGGCAUGCUGAGUGCACGCGUUCCUCUGAUAAGCCCUGUGCAUGUCGCCUAUGCUUUAGAUUAUAUCUCCGGCUUCUGUAACAGGGAGGAACCUUGACACAACUAAGGGUAUAACUGGAAUCAAUGAGUUUGCUGUGAUCCUGUAUCCCAUCUUCUCUAUAAGUCUAUAGAAUUGUGCUUUUCAAGUAGAUUUUGUGUACUCUCAGUAUCAUGUAAAAUCAUUGCUCUUGUUUCAGGAGAUCAUUAAAUCUCAUGUCAUUCCAUACAUGAAUGACAAGCUUGCAUCCUGGAACCACCUUCUGCUAAUACAUGUAUAAGCUCUGGCCAAACCAAACAGUUAAAACUUUUGCUUGGUUGAUCUUUCUUCUGCCUUUUUAGUCUUCAUAUUGUUCUUUUCGUGUAUAACCACCUAACUACAUGCACAUGGGUCUUAUUAUUUAUAUAUGUGAAUAUUUUUCUGUACUUUUCGGUUUAUGGGCCACAAUGCUAUUGAUCUAAAUAUUUGUAAAUAAAGUACAUAUCUAGAGAA
Paramormyrops kingsleyae is the source of this 3959-nucleotide messenger RNA. RefSeq names its product RAB14, member RAS oncogene family (gene rab14). The record is from RefSeq and is a predicted model, not a curated record. Gene Ontology annotation, molecular function: GTPase activity; GTP binding. NCBI's taxonomy places the organism in Eukaryota, Metazoa, Chordata, Actinopteri, Osteoglossiformes, Mormyridae. Gene Ontology annotation, biological process: Golgi to endosome transport; phagosome maturation; defense response to bacterium. Gene Ontology annotation, cellular component: recycling endosome; trans-Golgi network; phagocytic vesicle.